UUUUUCAAUGUAAUUUCGAUCGCUUUCUAAUAUACUUGUUGGUCAUUUGGGUCAGUAAGGGAUGCUCACACGAUAAAGAAGGGGAACGUUUUGUAUCAGAUCUUUUGUUGAUUCUUAUACAAGGAUGUGUUAGCUUUUGUUCGUAAAUAUGAAGUAAUUAGAUCGUUUAGUCGCAGAAGAAGUGAUUCUUUUAUCAUUUUGAUAAUUCACGCUUUCGUUAGUUUCGUGAGGGUCUUGAACUGAAAUGAAAAGGACAAAAUUCGGGACAAGAUAAAGCACCUUCGUUGGUCAACUUGUAUAUAAGGGUGGACAAAAUAUUUCGACACCACUGUCUAGCUUGAAAGUGCUUCAGAAAGGUGUUCGAAUUAAUCUUAUAAAUUUGGAUACAACUAAUAGAUAAAUAGAUAUGAAUUCCACAACUGUAUUUAGCCUUGUACUAAUCUGUGUCAUUGUCCUGACCGAUGCUAAACAAAAUAAUCCCUCUAUUAAUACUCGCUCAACCACUGCCAACUCUACCAAUUUGCGUUCUUCAGCAAGUGACAAGGUAACCGCCAAAGCUGCCAGAAGUGAAUUUCCUCACCACGGUUAUGAGCAUCACUACCCGCAUCAUUUUGGACACGUAGGUGGUUUUGGACACUACAAAGAAUUCGAGCACCUACUCUUACCUCUUCUGAUUGUUUUAGGAUUGGGUGUCCUUUUUAUGCCCAUUCUGGGAAUGCUAAUGACCACUCUUGUGGGCAACGUGCCAGUGACCACAUUGGUGUCCGGUCGUAAAAGGAGAGAUUUGGGGGUCACUAAAGAAAUGGAGCAAACGAUUAUGGACCUGUGGGGUAAAGUUGAAAAAGCAGUGGCAGCUUUUCAAAAAGACUUAUAAAACUCGAAUGUAUUGAUUAAACUCUUUGAUAAGGAUAUUCAAAAUUUGACGAAUGAUAUAUUUAGGAUGUGUACAUUUAUAAUCUAAUUCUUAUUAUAAAUAUUUAUUAUUAAAAUAAAUCUUUAAAGUUCCUCUGCUUUUUACGUUGCGUUACGUCAUAUCAUUAAAAUCUAAGCCACUAUAAAGAUUAAAAUUUCAUGAACUGCAAAAUAUUGGAAAUUUAAAAUAGCUUAAGGAAAAAACUGUUAUAGAUUGCUGAUAAUUA
This is a messenger RNA of Parasteatoda tepidariorum (common house spider), 1139 nucleotides long. The record is from RefSeq and is a predicted model, not a curated record. NCBI's taxonomy places the organism in Eukaryota, Metazoa, Arthropoda, Arachnida, Araneae, Theridiidae.